Molecule: messenger RNA, 1200 nt
Organism: Macrobrachium nipponense
Lineage: Eukaryota; Metazoa; Arthropoda; Malacostraca; Decapoda; Palaemonidae
Product: pro-resilin-like
Exons: 3
Coding region: 146-562 (138 amino acids)
Cellular component (GO): extracellular matrix
Source: RefSeq, a predicted model, not a curated record
CUCAGUCAGCGGCAAUGUAAUAGACUUUUUUCCUCUCGAAAUACCGAAAAACCAGUUACCUGAUUGAGCACAUGACUCGGGACUCCUGUGAGCCUAUAAAUACAAGAGGCAGAACUCCCGGCGCGAUUACUUAAACUCGGACGCCAUGAACAUAAAGAUACCGGUUUUACUAUGCCUGGUAGCCAUGGUCAGCUCAGAAAAACGCCGCAUGUAUAGUUACAAAACACGUCAGACGCUGAAAAAGAUGCUGCCAGACCAGUCCCACCCGGCCAAACACGACUUCGAGUGGCAAGUGAAUUACUCUAACGGUCACAGCAAGUUCGCGCGCCACGAGACCCGGGACGACCAAGGGACCAAAGGGUCCUACUCGGUCAUGCUACCGGACGGCCGGACGCAGACGGUGACCUACUACGUCGACCAAGUGUCGGGGUACGUGGCCACGGUCACUUACGAUGGCCAGGCCACUUAUCCGGAGUACGCGCAGCCGAUCGGUGACUCAGAGGAGAAUGAUUCUGAAGAAGAAGAAGAAGAAGAAGAAGGAAGAAGAAGAAGAGGGAGAUAGAGAGGUAGAAGGACGACGCAAGAAGGAUACGAAGUUUGGCCCUCCGCUUUUUGGAUACGGCUACAAGUUGUAGUGGACGACGGAAUGUUACGUAAUUUGUCUACGCAAUUUUAACUAAAGCUAUAUUAAUCAAGCAGUCCUGACUCUACCCUCAAGUGACAUUUUCGAAUGGUUUCUACAGCGUUGGUUUGAUAUAUUGAUUUAAUUUUUUACUUGAUAUAUCACUUUGCUCAGUUGUUAUAGUCUUGUUUAGGAUAUUAUACUCAAUAUUAUGUACUCCAGUAUUAUUUAUUCAUCGUUUUGCUUGUAACUUAGUCUAAGUUUGUUUAUCCCUGUAAAGUUAUACUCUUGUUAUGUACAUAAAAAUGUAUAUUGACCUGUGAUGUUCUACUGUUUCGUGAAAUACAUGCAAAAAUACCUCUACUCUGACAUGAUAUUAUCCUUAACAAUGUCUAGCAUCUCAAUGAAUAAAGGAAUUGCGUUGCUCUACAAAAUAAAUUAAGAUAUUUUCUGGAAUUCCCAGUCAAAAGUCACUCAAAAGUUGCUAGCCUUUGUAAAUGCGUUUAGAAUUAUCAUCUAAAUGCUCCUAUUCCUUUACGUUUUCUUUCACAAACAGCAGGAAACUUACCUUUUCUUUC